This is a messenger RNA of Ictalurus punctatus (channel catfish), 3455 nucleotides long. RefSeq names its product histidine ammonia-lyase (gene hal). Gene Ontology annotation, molecular function: histidine ammonia-lyase activity. The transcript is spliced from 20 exons. The record is from RefSeq and is a predicted model, not a curated record. Gene Ontology annotation, biological process: L-histidine catabolic process. Bases 23 to 2017 code for a protein of 664 amino acids. NCBI's taxonomy places the organism in Eukaryota, Metazoa, Chordata, Actinopteri, Siluriformes, Ictaluridae. Gene Ontology annotation, cellular component: cytoplasm.
CUUCCCUCAGUAACCAGAGUAGAUGUCAAACCUGGCAGACAAACGUGGCACAAUGCCUCGUUUUACUGUACAUGUAAGAGAUGAGUGGCUGACCGUGCCCUGUAAGGAUACGUCCUGCACCAUACAGUGGCUAGGAGUGGAGGCUCUCAAGCGCUAUGUCAAGAACAAGCCUGAUAAUGGAGGGUUCCCUCAUGUCAAAGAGGUGUGCUUUGUGGCCAGGAGGUGUCAGGGACAAGGACUGUUGGAUGCUGAUGAUACGAUAGAUGACGUCUUGGAGGACAAUGACUUUGUUGAGCUCGAGAUCAAAGGAGACACCAUGUCUUCUGACUUCAUUCCUAGCCAACCUGGAAUGUCAUAUCUAACAAGAGCCUACAGAGAGCCGGAGGAGUACCUUUUCCUAGAUGGCAACAGUCUGAAUUCCACUGACCUAGUCAACCUAGGAAGAGGCCGUUACAAGAUUAAGUUGUCCCCUGAGGCUGAGAGAAAAGUAGAGCAGUCUAGAGAACUUCUGGACACCAUAGUGAAAGAAAAAAAAGUUGUGUAUGGGAUCACCACCGGAUUCGGGAAGUUCGCUCGGACCGUCAUCCCGAUCGGCAAACUCAAGGAACUACAGGAGAAUCUUAUUCGCUCACACUCAGCAGGUGUGGGCAGCCCUCUGAGCCCUGAGAGAACUCGCAUGUUGCUGGCUCUCAGAAUAAACGUCCUGGCUAAAGGAUACAGCGGGAUCUCUCUGGAAACCCUGCACAGUAUGAUACAGGCAUUCAACGCGUCCUGUUUGUCUUUCGUUCCUGAGAAAGGAACAGUGGGGGCCAGUGGAGACCUCGCUCCUCUCUCACACUUAGCUCUGGGGCUGAUGGGAGAAGGGAAAAUGUGGUCACCUAAGAGUGGGUGGGCUGAUGCAAAAUAUGUGUUAGAAGCACACGGACUGAAGCCUAUAUCGCUGAAACCAAAAGAGGGUCUGGCACUGAUUAAUGGGACACAGAUGAUCACCUCAAUGGGUGCAGAGGCUGUAGAGAGGGCAGAGUCCAUCGCCAGACAGGCCGAUAUCAUUGCUGCACUCACCCUGGAGGUCCUAAAGGGGACCACGAAAGCAUUUGACAGUGACAUCCAUGAGCUGCGCCCCCACCCCGGACAGAAAGAGGUGGCCUUGCGUUUCCGUGCUCUUCUGGACUCUGAUCACCACCCGUCUGAGAUUGCAGAAAGCCAUAGGUUUUGCGACCGUGUCCAGGAUGCCUACACCAUGCGCUGCUGUCCCCAGGUCCAUGGCAUCGUCAAUGAUACGAUUGCUUUUGUGAAAAAUAUCAUAAAUACAGAAAUUAACAGUGCUACGGAUAAUCCUAUGGUAUUUGCAGAAAGGGGAGAGACCAUUUCAGGAGGAAACUUCCAUGGAGAGUAUCCAGCAAAGGCGCUAGAUUAUUUGUCCAUAGGAGUUCACGAGUUGGCGUCCAUCAGCGAGAGGCGUAUCGAGCGCCUGUGUAACCCGUCUCUCAGUGAGCUACCUGCGUUCCUGGUUAACGAAGGGGGGCUGAACUCAGGCUUUAUGAUUGCACACUGCACUGCAGCAGCUCUCGUUUCUGAAAAUAAGGUGCUGUGCCACCCCUCCUCAGUGGAUUCACUAUCCACCAGUGCGGCCACUGAAGAUCACGUGUCCAUGGGAGGAUGGGCUGCCAGGAAGGCUCUAAGACUGGUCGAACAUGUGGAGCAAGUGCUGGCUAUUGAAAUGCUAGCGGCUUGUCAGGGUAUCGAGUUCCUCCGGCCACUCCAUACCACAACGCCUUUGGAGAAGGUGUAUGACCUUGUUCGCUCUGUAGUCAAGCCGUGGAUAAAAGACAGGUUUAUGGCUGCAGAUAUAGAGACUGCCCAUCGGCUUCUCAUAGAACAGAAGGUGUGGAACGUCGCUAAACCGUACAUUGAGAAGUACUGUACAGAGCUCUUCCCCGAAUCACGUCCAUCCUCCCCAACUGCAUUCUCUCUGGAUUCACCACCAUCUCCGCAGAAACGAGUCCGAGUGGAGUGACCGAGAAAAUAUGUGAUAUAAGCCAUCAUUAUUUACACAAUGCUGAUGAAGGUGUUUAUUAGCCUGUGUACCAAUGUGCUGCAUAUAACUGAUUGUACUAGUACGUAUUAGGUCUCAAAUGUAAAUGUUUUUUUUUUUCCCCCACUACGAACAAUGCACUCAUUCUACAACCUUUGUGUCCAUAUGAAAUAAUUUGCUUAUCAUCACUGCUAGUAUUUGAGCUUAAGGGAAAAAAAAAAAAAAAAAAAAAGUUGUCAAGUUCUGAAAACAGACAAACUUUGAAUAAAAAGUAUUAUUAAAAAUAUAUAUAUCUUUUAAAAUUGAAGUGUAUUAAAAUGUAAAAAAACAUUUGGAAGAAAUGUUAGAUCAUCAUGCAGUGUGUAGUGUGUAAUGCUACCAGUUCAAAGAUUUUAAUUCUCGAUUUUAAAGAAAGGGAAGCCUGAUAAUAGAUGUGGGAAGAUUGUUUAGUUUUUUUUUUCUGGCAGAAUACUAAGCUGGGUUUGGUCCCUAAAACAACUUACUCAUCUUACAUCUGUUUCCUGUUUUUGCUGGACUGAACUAGCCGCAGGCACAUUUUAAUCAAUAUCUUUCUCUUCUCAUCAUCUUCUACUGAGGCAGUUUUAUUAACACUCCCUCAUUAUUAAUAACAUAUACCAGUAACCGAAACCAGGUAGUGAUAAUAAAAUUACCUCACUAAUUUAUGAAUGUCUGGACAUAAUAUAUAUAUAUAAAUAUAUAUUAUAUAUUUACAUUAUAUAACCUGAAGUUACACAUUUUGAUUACACACAUCCCUAGUAAUUUCUACAUUUUAUGUGUAUUUUAUUUGAUGUAAUAAGUGAAAGGAGGCUCAUUUAGUAACUAUAAUAAUAAUAAUAAUAAUAAUAAUAAUAAUAAUAAUAAUAAUAAUAAUAAUAAUAAUAAUAAUAACUAGCAGUGGUGUAGAGAGUAAAAGAUAAGGGGUCUGCUAUAUUGAUACACAGAGCAGGGAUGGCCUGUCAGACACAGCUGCUCUGUUCGUCUUAGGGAUGCUGAUCAGCACAACAGCCCCUCCUUCCUUAUUUCAAUUUCUUCCCAAAGGACAGAACAAAAGAAACAGAGGAUUAUUUUAAGAAAUACAGAACGGUUUGGGUUUGUUAUUGCCUUGCUGAGAAAUACGGUACUUCAUAAGGAUACUGGGAAAUACUCAACCAAGUAAGUUUCCAACAGAAACCAUCUAAAGUUAUCUAUAGAGGGUUUAUUUUUUGUUAGUUUUUUUCUUUUUUACAUUGAUCUCAAAUGUACACUGUAAUUGUUAACAUGUCAAAACUUGCAAUGCACAAAGUGUUGUGUUUUGUUUAUAUUGUAAUGAAAUGCCUCGAAUCUGUUCUGUUCAUUGUGGUGUAUUCGUCUUGCAUCAACACCAUGGAAAUCAAAUCAAAAUAAAAUGGCUUAAUAUAGA